ACGUGAUAAAAUUUCUAUUUGUCACAGCCGACAUUUUCCCAUUAAGAAAUUAAGCAUUUCCCCCUAUAUAUAUGUAUAAAUAGAGAGGUGGUUGUUCACUUUGAUAUUACAAAAACAAGAGUGAGAGUAAUCAUGUUGAAGCCUCAACUUAACCAAUCCCAUUCUCUUCUUAAUGUAUUGCCAAUCCAGAAGCCCUUCAUCCACGGUGACUCGGCCAACCAUUCGUCCUCCUCCGCAUACGCCCCGACCAUUCUUCGCCAACACACGUCGUUCACUAAGAAAUCCAAUGCAACUGGUGCUCGAUCAACCUCUAUUGCUGGUAACAUUAAAGCCAUAUCUGUUCCCUUUCUUACCAAGGAGACCACGGUGAAGUGUGUCAUCACAAUCCUACCUACCAUUGGCUCCACCAUUGAUGGUGUAACUAAUGCUGGUGUAAGUCUUGGUGGUGUGACCGAUGUUGUUUCUGAUCUUCUAGGCCGAUCUUUCCUCUUGGAGCUCGUUUCUAAUGACCUUGAUUCAAAUGGUAACCAGAAGACGCUGAGUGCAUACGCGAGAUAUGAACCUUUGGAUUUCGACAUCAGCAUUUACACUUAUAAAUGUAACUUUGAUGUCCCUGAAGAUUUCGGAGAAAUAGGAGCUGUGUUGGUAGAAAAUGAGUAUAGCAAGAAGAUGUUCUUCAAGAACAUUGUUCUUGAUAACGGUGUUACCUUCACUUGUGAAUCUUGGGUUCACUCCAAAAAUGAUAACCCGGAUAAAAGAAUCUUUUUCGCUGACAAGUCUUACCUUCCAUCUGAAACACCGAAUGGACUAAAGUCGUUAAGAGAGCAAGAUAUGGAAUCGCUUCGAGGCAACGGCGAAGGGGAGCGUAAAUCAUUUGAAAGGAUAUACGAUUAUGAUGUAUACAACGAUCUUGGAGCUCCGGAUGAGGAAUUAAGUUUAGCACGACCAGUACUCGGUGGUGAGAAACAUCCUUACCCAAGGCGGUGUCGCACUGGUCGCAAGAUGUCCUCUAUAGAUCCGUUAACAGAAACUAGAACUGCACUCCCUUUUUAUAUACCGACUGAUGAAGAUUUUUCUGAGAUAAAGCAAGCUACCUUUGGAGCAAAGACUUUGUACACUGCGCUCCAUGCGGUUGUACCGCUUCUAGAAUCAGUUUUUACAGAUACAACCGAAGGAUUUCCAUUAUUCACAGACAUAGACAUGCUUUUUAAUCAAGGUGUUAAUGUCCCAGCCCCUGACGAUGGAAUCCUAAGUGUUUUCCCUGCACUUUUGAAAAAGACUGAUGAUACUAAAAAUGCUGUUAUCCAGUUUGAGACCCCUGAAACCAUGGACAGAGACAGAUUCUCAUGGCUCAGCGAUGAGGAAUUUUGCAGACAAAUGCUUGCUGGUCUCAAUCCGUGUAGCAUACAAUUGGUCUCGGAAUGGCCAUUGAUGAGUAAAUUGGAUCCUGAAAUCUACGGACCAGCUGAAUCCGCAAUCACAAAGGAGAUUGUUGAGAAGGAGAUUAAAGAUUUCAUGACUUUUGACGAGGCUUUAGCACAAAAGAAAUUGUUCAUGCUAGAUUACCAUGACCUGCUCCUGCCUUAUGUUAACAAAUUAAGAGAUCUCAAAACGACAACUCUAUACGGUUCAAGAACUUUGAUGUUCCUUCAUCCCGAUGGAACAUUAAAGCCCAUAGCCAUUGAGUUAACUCACCCACCAUAUGAUGGGAAACCAGCAUGGAAACAUGUCUACACACCCGCUCAGGUUGCCACUGAUUUGUGGCUCUGGAGGCUAGCCAAGGCUCAUGUAUUGGCUCAUGAUGCUGGUUAUCACCAACUUAUUAGCCAUUGGCUAAGAACACAUUGUGCUACAGAGCCUUACAUAAUUGCCACUAACCGCCAUCUAAGCCAAAUGCAUCCUAUGAGUCGACUACUUCUCCCUCAUUGUCGUUACACUAUGCAGAUCAAUUCUCUAGCGAGACUAAUCCUCAUCAAUGCCGGUGGUAUCGUAGAGAAAAUAUUUUUUCCAGAUGAAUAUUCUAUGCAGCUUUCCUCAGAUGUAUAUGAUCAACUAUGGCGUUUUGAUCAUGAAGCACUUCCAGCUGACCUGAUUAGUAGGGGUAUGGCAGUUGAAGAUCCAACUGCACCACAUGGUUUAAAGCUUGCAAUUGAGGAUUACCCUUAUGCAAAUGAUGGUUUACUUAUUUACGAUGCCAUUAAACAAUGGGCAACUUCUUAUGUCAACCAUUAUUAUCCACAAGCGAAUCUAGUGGAAUCUGAUGAAGAGCUUCAAGCAUGGUGGAAUGAUAUUCGUACGGUUGGUCAUGGAGACAAGAAAGAUGAACCAUGGUGGCCACAGCUCAAAACCCAAGACGAUUUGAUUGGAAUUGUUUCGACUAUCAUGUGGGUGACUGCUGGCCAACAUUCAGCGGUCAAUUUCGGUCAAUAUGAUUUAGGGGGAUAUAUCCCCUAUAGGCCGACAGUUGCCAGAACUAAUAUGCCUAAUGAAGACCCCACAGAUGAAGAAUGGCAGUCGUUUAUAGAUCGACCUGAGGAUGCUUUAUUGAAAUGUUUUCCGUCCCAACUCCAAGGUAUACAAAUGUUGGUGCUUUAUGAUGUUUUAUCAAGUCAUUCGCCAGAUGAAGAAUAUAUCGGUGGAAAUACUAACGCGACAUGGGAGGCGGAGCCUACUAUAAAGGCGGCUUUUGAGGAGUUCCGUGGAAGGCUUAAUGAGCUGGAAGCAAUCAUAGACUCGAGGAACACCGAUCCCAAUUUGAAAAAUCGUUGUGGCGCAGGGUUAGUUCCGUAUCAACUAUUCAAACCGUACUCAGAAAGUGGUGUGACCGGGAGAGGUGUUGCAAACAGCAUAUCCAUUUAGUUGGAUUGUAAGUAGUAGUUUAUGUGGUAAUAAGGUCCUAAUCCAUGAUUUAGUUGUGUUUUAUCAUUAUCUGGAAUAAGUUGAUCACUUUGGUGUUAUAGAAAGCUCAUAAUGGUAUGUGUUUUAUAAUUUGGAAUAACUUCACUUAUGUGUC
Molecule: messenger RNA, 3013 nt
Organism: Helianthus annuus (common sunflower)
Lineage: Eukaryota; Viridiplantae; Streptophyta; Magnoliopsida; Asterales; Asteraceae
Product: lipoxygenase 2, chloroplastic
Exons: 9
Coding region: 133-2859 (908 amino acids)
Biological process (GO): lipid oxidation
Molecular function (GO): oxidoreductase activity, acting on single donors with incorporation of molecular oxygen, incorporation of two atoms of oxygen; protein binding; metal ion binding
Source: RefSeq, a predicted model, not a curated record